UUCUCCACCACUGGACUGAAGAAAAAAAGAGAGAAUGUGAGGCACACCUGACACCUGACCCCAUGCAUCACUGCAGAGCCAGGACCCCCGGGCCCGGUCCUUGUUGGAGUAUCCAACAAACACUUUCCACCUCCACACUCACAGAAAUCAAAACUUUUUUGAAAAUUACCUGUCUUGUCUGCUAGCACUGCUUGAAGCCUGAUGAACACAGAGCCCUCCAAGAAAAACAUUUAUGUGCUCAGAAGUAGCUGCUGAAGCGUUCCACAACAAGCAAAAGAUGGAAAGGGUGUUUUCUAUGAAUGCCGGCAAUGGAGACUACAGCUAUGCUCAAAAUUCCACUUGGCAGAAGGACGAAUUAUUGAGAGCAAAAUCAGAGCUGGAAGAAUGCAUCAAAUCCUGGAAAACAAUAUUAGAGUGUGAGACACUGUGCAUAGCGGAUCUGGGUUGUUCAUGCGGACCAAAUGCACUUUUGAUCACAGAAAUAAUUACAACACUAAUCCGAAACAAAUAUGCCCACAAUGGAAUUAGGGUUCCUGAUUUCCAUGUGUUCUACAACGACUUACCUUCUACUGAUUUCAAUACCCUUUUCAGACUUUUAUCAGCUGCGCCGCCUGUGGAAACAUCAUAUUUUGCGGCGGGCGUGCCCGGAUCAUUCUACACCCGACUUUUUCCGCCCAAAAGUCUUCAUUUCGUCCAUUCUUCUUUCAGCCUUCAUUGGCUUUCGCAGGUUCCCCCACAGGUGGAAGAUAAGAAUAGCAAGCUGUGGAAUAAAGGAAGAAUCUACAUAUCGGAGAAGGGGCCUGCAGGGAUUGAAGAUGCUUACUUUGCACAGUUUCAAGAGGAUUUCAAUUGCUUUCUGAGAGCAAGGGCAAAAGAAGUGGUGGAGGGAGGGCGCAUGUUUCUGGUGCUUAACGGCCGUUUAAAUGCAGGCAGGAGGCGGCCCACUUCAUCUGCCUUAUGUUGGGAGGCGUUAGGGUUUGCCAUCCAGGACCUGGUCUCACAGGGACUUAUAGAAGAGGAAAAAUUAAAUUCUUUCAACAUGCCUUAUUAUGAUGCAUUCGAAGAUGAAUUGAGAAGUGAAGUGGAUAAAGAAGGCUCCUUCAAUGUUGUGGGACUUAAAGUCAACAUCAAUUAUGAUGAUUUGGAGGAGUUUGAUGAUAAGGACAAAGGGAUAAUUAUUUCUAAACAAACAAGAGCACUUUUAGAGAAUUUAAUUUCAUAUCAUUUUGGAGAAGGGGUUGUGGAUGCUUUGUUCAAUAGAUAUUCUAAAGUCAUUGCAGCAAACAUCAUACAAAUCGAUGAGCUUUUGAAAGAGUCAACAAGCAUUAUUUUAGCACUUGAACGAGCUAUCUCCACUUAAUGUAUGUCAACAACAACAAUGUAAAGUUUCUAAUACUAUCUAAUUGAACAAAAGUAAACUAAAGAAAAGUUACCAAUGAAUCUUUAUAUUUAUAAAAUAAAUAGAUUUUAAGUGUGUCCUUAAA
Messenger RNA from Cryptomeria japonica (Japanese cedar), 1484 nucleotides. RefSeq names its product probable methyltransferase TCM_000168. The transcript is spliced from 4 exons. Gene Ontology annotation, molecular function: S-adenosylmethionine-dependent methyltransferase activity. NCBI's taxonomy places the organism in Eukaryota, Viridiplantae, Streptophyta, Pinopsida, Cupressales, Cupressaceae. The record is from RefSeq and is a predicted model, not a curated record. Bases 233 to 1360 code for a protein of 375 amino acids. Gene Ontology annotation, biological process: methylation.